CCCGCCCUCAUUCAAAGCGUCUUUUUUGGUCUCCUGUUGAAUACCCAUCUUCAUCCUCUACACCAGCCAAGAUGACGAAGCGCACCAAGAAGGUCGGCAUCACCGGUAAAUAUGGUACCAGAUACGGUGCCUCCCUGCGUAAGCAGGUGAAGAAGAUGGAAGUCACCCAGCACGCCCGCUACGUCUGCACUUUCUGCGGAAAGAACACCGUCAAGCGCAAGGCUGUUGGUAUCUGGGAGUGCAAGGGCUGCGACAAGACCGUUGCCGGCGGCGCUUACACCGUCUCCACCCCCGCUGCCGCUGCCACCCGUUCCACCAUCCGUCGUCUGCGUGAGAUCGCUGAGGUCUAA
Penicillium egyptiacum is the source of this 350-nucleotide messenger RNA. NCBI's taxonomy places the organism in Eukaryota, Fungi, Ascomycota, Eurotiomycetes, Eurotiales, Aspergillaceae. The record is from the annotation of a GenBank genome assembly.